Messenger RNA from Punica granatum (pomegranate), 2312 nucleotides. The record is from RefSeq and is a predicted model, not a curated record. NCBI's taxonomy places the organism in Eukaryota, Viridiplantae, Streptophyta, Magnoliopsida, Myrtales, Lythraceae.
CGGUCCUAUUCUUCGCUUCCUCCCCCUCCCUUCGGAGUUCUUCUCUUCUUCCAGACCAGACAGACCGAGAGGGGAGAGAGAGAGAGAGAGGAUCAGUUUACUAUUCAGUGUUAUCCACAGAGAGCGCCUUUUUCUGUUCAGGCUUUUGUUUGCUUCCUCCCCCAUUGCAAAUUCCAAUUUCAACUUAGCCCAGUUAUCAUCAUCACUACUCCCACCCACAGCGCCCCCCCUCUCCCCAAGCCAGCCAGCCAGCCACCCACAGCUACAAGGAUAAGAGAUUGUGAUAAAAUAAGACAGCUUUUCAGCAACACAGACAGCAGACACAGAGGGGGGGAGAGAGAGAGAGAGAGAGAGAGAGAGAGAGCUCUCUUCCUGUUGUCCUAGAAAACUGCAAUUCGAUAUGGACCUGUGAUAGCCUUGAAGCUGUGUUGUUGUGGCCUGUUGGGUCGUGAGGAGGUUCCUCAAAACAAUGCCCCGUCUGCCAUCUUCUCUUCUCCCUUCUCUGCAUUCAAUCAGAGCCUUUAAUUUCCUCUCUGCAUACACUGCUCCCCCAGCUUAUUAAUUUCUUCACCCUUUGAGCUCCUCUUCACUCCUCCUCUUUGAAUCUAGAACCCCGUUGCCUUGAAUUUGGUGUUAGAAUCUUUGGAUUUUUCUCCUCUUUCUCCGAGUUGGGUUAAUGUGCAAGGAGAGAUGCUUGGUGCUAAAGUCUUAGCAUGCUUGAUGGGUUGGUGAGAGUGGACCUGCUCAAGUCUUCUCCUCCCCCUUCUCCAUCUUCAAAAUGAAGCCUUUUUCACUCCUUCCCUUUUUGUUCGGUAAGCAGUAGAUGCAUACUUCUCCAUCGCUUUGUCUCUCUUUCAGCUCCAAAGCUGCAGGCUUUACUUCUCCUUCCCCCCCAAUCUGCAAUCUUUUCGCAUACCCUUUUCUCGUUUCUGCUGCUGCUGCUGGUUUAUGAGUUGACUUAUCUUGAUCUGUUUGAGUCUCAUCUUCUUGGGGGGCACUCCCGAGUGUUGUUUUAGCUGAUUUUGGGCGGUUUUAUUGGCCUGCUUUUGUCACCUUGUUGAAGAUCUGAGCCAGGAUAAGGCUGUGCUGUAGCUGAAUUGACCUUCUUGGAGGGCUUUAAACUGUGCAUUCCUCCAAAAGUAAAUGCAUGGAUCGGAGAGACACAAUGGGAGGUUCUUACUACAACACCCAGAGAGGAAUCUCAGGGACGCAGCCCCUUAAUGCCGCAGGCAUGCAGUUCCAGUCCAACUUCGGGGCCGGCUCUAUCGGGUCGACCCUACAGCCCGAGCCCCCCUCGGGGUUCUCAGCCAACAUGGGGCCCCCGUCUGUCGUGCCCACCGCGCCGGCCGAACCCAUGAAGCGGAAGAGAGGGCGGCCGCGCAAGUAUGGGGCCGAUGGGAGCGUCUCCUUGGCACUCUCCUCGGCCUCGAUCUCUCCGUCGGGUUCGCUGGGGUCCACGCAAAAGCGGGGCCGAGGGAGGCCUCCUGGUUCAGGGAGGAAGCAGCAGCUAGCUUCCUUUGGUGAAUUGCUAUCUGGCACUGCUGGGAUGGGAUUUACUCCUCAUAUCAUCACCGUGGCAGCAGGAGAAGAUAUUGCUACGAAAAUCAUGGCGUUCUCACAGCAAGGACCAAGGGCCAUAUGUAUAUUGUCUGCUAUGGGUUCGGUAUCUACCGUUACUCUACGACAGCCUUCUAGUUCUGGUGGUUCUGUCACUUAUGAGGGUCGUUUUGAAAUUUUGUGCCUUUCGGGGUCUUACUUGCUCACAGAUAACAGUGGUUCCCGCAAUAGAAGUGGCGGUCUCAGCAUUUCCCUUGCCAAUCCUGACGGUCGUGUCAUUGGUGGAGGAGUUGGGGGAGUGCUUAUUGCAGCUAGCCCUGUUCAGGUGAUCAUUGGGAGCUUCUCAUGGGGCAGUUCGAAGAUGAAGAACAAGAAAGGGGAUGGCUCAGAAAGGGCCCGUGUCUCAGAUAGUCUGAUUGGGAGCCAAACCUCUACUCCCCUAAGUCAAAAUCUAACUCCACUCCCCUUAGGUGUUUGGCGUGAUUCCCAACCGACGGAUCUCGAAGACGUGCACGUUGACAUCGAUCUGAUGCGUGGAUGACAAAAAGUUUUUGAGUCUUGCGAUUUACUCAUAUUAGUGCGAUGUAUAAUCUUCUUCCUCUUUGAAUGGUAAGUUAAGAUCUGAAUCACUUUAGUUCCAAUUGACGGUACAGUGGCUGACUUGUUCUUGGAACGCCCAUCACAAACUGACAUUGUACUUUAUAUUUUACUUCUUAGCUAAUGGAGAAAUUGGUCUUCUGGAGAUUUUUCAAUCA